Messenger RNA from Vicia faba (fava bean), 1800 nucleotides. The record is from the annotation of a GenBank genome assembly. Lineage: Eukaryota; Viridiplantae; Streptophyta; Magnoliopsida; Fabales; Fabaceae.
AUGACAAGCAAGAAGAAGGUACUGUCUGUAGAAGAUGUGAUAAAAUCCGUUGGAUUAGGUUACGAUCUCACCAACGAUCUCAAACUCAAGUCAUGCAAGUUUGACUCCAAAUUGAUUGCUAUUGAUCACCACGACCUUCGGACUGUUCAGCUUCCCGGCCGCGUUUCGAUCCCCAAUGUCCCCAAAUCGAUUAACUGCGAUAAAGGCGACCGUAUGAGAUUGUCUUCUGAUGUUCUUUCCUUUCAGCAGAUGUCAGAGAAGUUCAACCUGGAGGUGUCGUUGUCGGGUAAGAUUCCGACGGGCCAUUUCAAUUCUGCGUUUCAGUUUUCAGGAGUUUGGCAAAGAGAUGCGGCCAAUACCAAGAGUCUUGCAUUUGAUGGUGUCUCCAUUACACUUUACAACAUAGCACUUGAUAAAGCACAUGUGGUUCUGAGUGAUCAUGUCAAACAAGCUGUUCCUUCGUCGUGGGAUCCCACCGCGUUGGCUAGGUUCAUUGAGAAAUAUGGAACCCAUGCUGUAGUCGGGGUUAAAAUAGGGGGAACCGAUAUAAUUUAUGCUAAGCAGCUGUAUUCGUCUCCUCUCCAACCUUCUGAUGUACAAAAAAAAUUGAAAGACUUGGCAGACGAAUUCUUCCUGCGCCAGGCUGGACAAUAUAACAAUAAUGAUGGGGCAUUUAAUAAGAAAGAAAAGUUUAUGAAGGACAACGGACUAGGAUUCCUGGAUAUUCAAGCUCAGUCCUACCAUGAAUCCGAGGUUCAGGAUAUCAAGUUUAUAUGCAAAAGGAAAGGUGGAAAUGGGAGGAACGAUUUAAAACAUAAUGAGUGGUGCCAAACCGUUUUGUCUCAACCUGAUGUAAUAUCAAUGUCAUUCGUACCAAUUACAUCCCUACUUGGUGGAAUAAAUGGGAGCGGUUAUUUAACCCAUGCCAUAAAUCUCUAUUUAAGAUAUAAACCGACAAUUGAUGAACUGCAUCAAUUUUUGGAGUUCCAGCUUCCAAGGCAAUGGGCCCCUGUAUUUGGUCAGCUUGUUCUUGGUCCUGAUAGGAAGUCGCAUAGUUCUUCAUCUUUACAGUUCAGUUUCAUGGGUCCUAAGCUCUAUGUGAACACAACACCGGUUGAUGUAGGAAUGAAGCCUGUGACAGGUCUUCGAUUGCAUUUGGAAGGAAAGAAAAGUAAUUGUUUGGCAAUCCAUUUACAGCAUCUCUCCUCCCUCCCCAAGACUUUCCAACUUGAGGGAGAGACUAAUGGAAAUGCAUCCGAUACCUCUUUAGAACGUAGAUACUAUGAAAAGGUCCAGUGGAAGAGUUUCUCUCAUAUUUGCACGGCUCCUGUUCAAUCCUACGAGGACAAUUCUGUUGUGACCGGUGCUCACUUCGAAGUGGGAGAAGCUGGUCUGAAGAAAGUUCUCUUCCUAAGGCUUCACUUCUGUAAAGUUGCCAACGCAACACGUGUGAGAGAACCUGAAUGGGAUGGUUCGCCUGGCUUGACUCAGAAAUCCGGAAUGAUAUCAACUUUCAUCAGCACUCGGUUUUCAGGUCCACAAAAACUGCCACCGCCACAGCCAUCGGACGUAAAUGUCAACUCUGCUUUAUACCCUGGAGGUCCUCCUGUACCUGCUCAAUCACCUAAACUUCUGAAGUUUGUUGACACAACAGAAAUGACAAGAGGACCACAAGAUUUGCCUGGCUACUGGGUUGUGUCUGGGGCAAGGCUUUUUGUGGAGAAGGGUAAAAUAUCGCUUAAAGUAAAAUAUUCUCUUUUAACCGCGAUUUUACCAGAUGAAGAGACGGGGAGUUAUUGA